AGUCUCUAUCAAUUAUUAGUAAACAUAAUGUCAUCUUCAUGCAUCUCUCUCCACUAUAUAUAUUCCUCUCACAUUCUCUCUCUCUCUCAUCACUAGCUAUUGUUGUAUCACUGAAGUUUAGAGGAGAGAAGAGAGCUUUGGUUGGUAAGAAGAAUGGAGCAGAGUCAUGGGAUUCAAGUGCCAAGAGUGAAACUGGGCUCCCAAGGUUUGGAGGUCUCUCGAGUGGGGUUCGGGUGCGCGAGCCUUUCGGGAAUACUGAAUGCUCCUCUGCCCCAUGAAGUCGGAGUUGCGCUACUCAAAGAAGCAUUCAACAAAGGCAUCACAUUCUUUGACACUGCUGAUAUGUACGGCCUACAAGGCGACAACGAGAAAAUGAUUGCCAAGGCUUUGAAAGAUCUGCCUCGUGAGAGAGUGCAAAUAGCUACCAAGUUUGGCAUUUCUAUGACGGCGGACAUGAGCGAGGUUGUGGUCCGGGGCGAUCCCGCCUACGUGAGGCAGUGCAUCGAGGCCAGCCUUAGGCGGCUCGAGGUGGACUACGUGGAUCUGUAUUACCUGCACCGCAUUGAUCAAUCUGUGCCUAUAGAGGAAACUGUGGGGGAGCUGAAGAAGCUGGUGGAGGAGGGGAAGAUACGCUACAUUGGGUUGUCGGAACCAAGUGCUGAGACGAUGAGGAGGGCGCACGCUGUGCAUCCCAUCACUGCGGUUCAGAUGCAGUAUUCUCUGUGGAGUCGAGACAUCGAGGAGGAUGUGAUUCCGGUGUGCAGGGAACUUGGAAUUGGUAUAGUAGCAUACAGUCCUCUUGGUCAUGGAUUCUUUGGUGGGAAAGGGAUGGUGGAGAGCUUGCCUUCUCAGAGCAUCCUGACGUCGCAUCCGAGGUUCACCGGAGACAAUCAGGAAAAGAACAGAGUUAUAUACACCCAUUUCGCGGCCUUAGCAGCUAAGCAUUCCUGCACCCCUCCUCAACUAGCUCUCGCUUGGCUUCUCCAUCAGGGCCACGACGUCGUUCCUAUACCUGGUAUCACUCACAUCCUUAUAACAUUUUAUAAAUGUCAUCAGAAUUUCUCAACACCACGACUUUCAGGGACCACCAAGAUUAAAAAUAUGGAAGCCAACAUUGCGUCCUUGGAAGUGAAGCUCACAGCAGAGGAACUCAAAGAAAUUGGUGAAGCAAUUCCUGUUGAUCAAGUUGGUGGUGAUAAGGAAUAUGGCGUCUUUACUAAGUUUACAUACAAGCUAGCAAAUACACCACCCUAUCAAAAAUGAUAUUGUCGUCGUCGUCUUCGCUGAAUAAAUACUGGACACGAGAGCACUGCAAUAAAGCUCAAAAUGCCCACAUCUGUUACUAGCUUUUCAUUAAUGGAAGUCUCUUCAUUUCAA
Molecule: messenger RNA, 1377 nt
Organism: Salvia miltiorrhiza (redroot sage)
Lineage: Eukaryota; Viridiplantae; Streptophyta; Magnoliopsida; Lamiales; Lamiaceae
Product: perakine reductase-like
Exons: 5
Coding region: 154-1263 (369 amino acids)
Cellular component (GO): cytoplasm
Source: RefSeq, a predicted model, not a curated record